Messenger RNA from Selaginella moellendorffii, 901 nucleotides. RefSeq lists its product as uncharacterized. Bases 201 to 818 code for a protein of 205 amino acids. The transcript has a single exon. NCBI's taxonomy places the organism in Eukaryota, Viridiplantae, Streptophyta, Lycopodiopsida, Selaginellales, Selaginellaceae. The record is from RefSeq and is a predicted model, not a curated record.
GGGAAGAACUUUCACACACCUCUCUCUCCCCCUCUCCUCCUCUCUGUCGGCAGGAAAAAUUUUAGGGGUCGAUCGAAAGCUUGGGGGAUGCGACUGGGAUCGCGGGUUUUGAGCGAAUUGAAUUCCCUGUGUCACGCAGACGCGAUCCUCACACAAACGAUUUGGGUGGAUCGAUUCUCACACCCCCAAGGAGCGCACAGAUGAUGAUCUCCAGGCAGCGGGAGCGCAUUUCGAGCAAUCUGACGUGCUUGAUCCGGGAGCAGCGCGGCAAGAAGAUCGGAUCGUGCGUGGGAUCACGGCGGGAGAAGCUCUUGGGGCUCAACACCAGUCCCGCGGGCUCGGCGGAUUCGACCAGUGAAUUGAUCGAGGAGGAAGUGUGGGCGGUGAUGUACCCGGAGGAGAUCCAGUGGGACGAUCAAUUGCGGCGGCACGAGAGCAAUCGAUUGUUCCGGGCGUGGAUGUCGGCCAACUGGGAGGGAAAUGGGAAUCUUGCGAGCCCAUCUCCCAAUUCUUCGCGGCGAUCGACAAUCCAGCGCGCCGACCCCAUCAAUGUGCCCGAUUGGACCAAGAUCCUCCAGCAGAAGCGCAAGAGCGCGGGAUCGCCCGAGCUGGAGCUGGAGCUCGCCGACGAGGAGGAGAAGGAGAAUCACGAGUGGAUUCCGCCGCACAAGCUAGCUGCGAGGCAAGACGCGGCGCGAAUUCGCACGAGCUCCAUGGUCGCCUUCUCGGUUCUCGAGGGCGCGGGCAGGACGCUCAAGGGCAGAGAUUUGAGGCGAGUGAGAAACGCGGUGUGGGCGCAAACCGGCUUGAUUGAUUGAUUGGCGUACGGAUUAGGUUGUUGGGGUUGUACGGAUUGUUUUCUACCCACUUUAGCUAAGAACCCUAAAAGGAGAUCAGUGUA